Neospora caninum is the source of this 6282-nucleotide messenger RNA. RefSeq lists its product as hypothetical. NCBI's taxonomy places the organism in Eukaryota, Apicomplexa, Conoidasida, Eucoccidiorida, Sarcocystidae. The transcript is spliced from 2 exons. Gene Ontology annotation, cellular component: sarcolemma. Gene Ontology annotation, molecular function: cAMP binding. The record is from RefSeq and is a predicted model, not a curated record. Bases 1 to 6282 code for a protein of 2093 amino acids.
AUGGCGUCUGCUCUGAAUGACGUUUUUGCGUCUGCUCGACACACUCGUCGGAGGAUGCCUUGUUCGCGUGGGGGGCCUGCCUCGUGUCCAGGUCCAAAAGCGUCGUUCCCAUCACCUGUGGCCUUGUCGGGCUCAUCCAUAUCCUCUUCGGACUGGUCCGCAUAUUUUUCGCCGCGCCACUCAAACCUGCACACUGCCGUUUUCUCGAAGCGGUCACCCUCGUCCUUUUUGACGUCAUCGGCGACGGCGAGUUCUUCCAGGGGAAUCUAUUCACCCUCAACCCCGCCCAAAGCAGUCCCCACCGAUACAGCUUUGCCGACACACUGUUGGCUGGCGGUGUCUCCUCCUCUUCCCAUUGGCAGCGCUCACUGCUGUGCAUCCGCUUCCGCUCCAGUGUGCCUUCAGACUCGGUCUGUGUCGCGGCUCUCAUUCUGCUCCAGACCCUCGUUGACACUUCCACCUUCGCCUUCUUGUGUGCGCCCGGUCUCAUCUCUACCUUUCUUCUUGCCCCAUCCUUCGUCUUCUCUCCAGGGAACGGGGAGAAACGUCUUGUGUCGUCCGGCGGGACCAAAGGGUACCAAAGCCCGAAGAAGCAAACUUGGUCCCAAGCGCGCAACUCCUGUGUGGGCAGACUCCCACGACCAGUCGCGGGGAUCUUGCCGUGAACCGGGACCGUCCUCGUUUAGAUAUGACAGCUUGGAGAGGUGCACAGGGUGUCCCCAGGUGACGCCUUGCGUUCGACCCCCUGGAUCUCCACGAUCAAGUAGGAAUCUCUCGUCUGCCAGGUUGUCAACGAAGGUGGUGUCGCCCGUCGCCUCCGCCACAUCUCCUCUCUUUCCUGUUCACGCCUCUGGGCCUGCUACUGUGUCCGCACGCUCUCUCCACUCCUGCUCAUGCGGCGCGCCCUCGUCGACGUCUGCUCUUGUGUUGUCUUCCUACUCCUUCCUGCUCUCACCGUCUUUCCCUUCCGCCUUCCAGCCCUCUGCUCCGGCUUCCUCGUCUGGUCCUUCUUCCUUUUCUGUGUCUGCUUCCUUCGGUGAUAUUUGCCGGAACCCUCCUCGCUCCUUUCCCUCGGGCGGCUUUGGUGCCGCUUUCUGGCGGCCUGCCCCCCCACGCUCGUCUUCAUCGUCUUCUCCACUCGCUGUCGACUCCCUGUGUUUUUUUGCUAGCGAGCCGAGAUCCUCUCUGCCUGGAGGUGACCGCAGGAAAGAAGACGCUUCUUCAACCGGCAGAACAGGAGACUUCCGGGAGGGGCGGGAAGGCCAAGCGAACUCCCCAGAUGUACCUGAAGCAGCAAGCACAAACGCAGGAGCGUCUGUCGCAGGAUGUCCACCGCCACACGAAAAGCAAUCUCCGUCGUUGGCAGCUGCCGGGGGAUCGGGUGAAUCUGAGAUUGAAUUUGUGGCGGGUCGGCAUUCAGCAGAUGAAACGCGUCGCAGCGAUGGGGCUUCCUCGUUUGCUUCGUUUUGUUCUCCUCCUCCCUCGUCGGAGCCUCCUCGUUUUUCCUCAGCUCCGCAUCGGUUGUCUCCCCGUCACCUUGGAGACUCAGAUCCCUCUUCCACGUUACCGGAUCAAUCGUCGUUUUCCCAACACCCACCGGGUCCUCUCGAACUUCAGCAGGAAGACACGACAGCCUGGAACCACCUGCUCGAUGAUUUGCUCCUUCCAGCGUCUCCGCAUUUAAAAGACUCGAGUCCAGAGGGUCACGCGGGCGUCUCCGAACGCCUCCACCGUCAUCGUUCCCCUGGGUCUCCAGCCGCCCUGUCUCCUCACUUUGGGCCCCCUCUUUACCGGGCCUCUUUUUCUCCUCCUAUCUCGUAUUUUCCCCCAUCAUCUGCUUUCCCGUCUUCCCAUUCGUCGCCGUCGCCUGCAUCUUUCUCUCCUUCGUCAUCCUUUCCUCUCUCUCGCGGUCCUUCGUUGGCUUCGCGCGCUUCUUCCCCCGGUCGCGUCCCGAUCCACGCCUCCCGCGCUGAAGGCGCAGCCGUGGCGGCUGCGGCGGCGGCAGCGGCGGCGCGGAGAAUGGCGGCGGUCGCUGAGGCCCUCGAGUGGACUGAAGAGGUCAAUCGUCUCUUCGCCGGGGACAGAAAGGACAGAGGAACUCAAGCGAUUGGAAGAACGGGGAUUUCCGCGCGAUGUUCCCGCGAUCCGUCAGGACGGCACCCGGCUGAACCGCCUGAUCACGCGUUGCGACAUAUCGCCCCGGCACACCUAGUUCGCUCGCCCGCCUCGACGCCGCCUUCCCCUCUGCCGCGAGGAUUAUACAUGAAUCACCAGUUUCCCGUCCUUGCGAAUGCUGCCCUCAAGGGUUUGUACGAUCGACUGUUUCGCUCGAGGAAACAGACGCUGCCUUUUUCAAAGCGGAAGAGAACCGGGGUGUCCAGACAUCGUGAAUGGGAUCUUCGGAGAGGCGCCUUGCGUGCAUCUUGUUCUACUCUACCGGACGCGCCACUGCUGCUGCGAACGUGCCAGAGUGAAAGCGGGAGAAGAGACAGAGUCUUUAGCUCCGGAGCCUGGCGUGACCACCAGCGCAGCGCAGCCCCGAGAAUUUCUGGCAAAGGGAUAGGACGAAGGCCAAAGAAUAAGCGACGUGUUGGAUGGACCGAAAGCCCCGCUGGGGAGGCAAGCUCCACCGCACUGGCUCACGCAGCCCCACGCCCUCUUCCCGCGGAGUUUCAUUCGCCGGGAGCGCCCCGAGCCGACGCGUCUUCGGCGACUGAUCUUUCUUCUGCGAGUGUUCGCCUGAGCGGAGAGAAGACUGACACGACCUCUCCAGUUUCCGAAGAGGGAGAGCAGGGGCAAUCGCAAGACACGAGUCGAGACAAGAAAGCGGCCGAAGCCAGUUCCUCGGUGGCGGCGGCCGUGUCUCACCGUGCAGUCUCCCCAAAGAAAGAAGACAUCCUGAAGGAGGCGCGUGAAGAGACGCGAGGAGACGAGGCGUUUGUGCGUAUGGUGGACGCCGACCCUCAGACACCUGAGAGAGAUCGCGCGCGCUGUGUCGGAUCUCUCGGUGACCUCGAGAAAGGACGGACGGUAGCUUCGAGGCCACUCCCAGGAAAGAUGCAGCGGGAUGGAUGUGUCUCCGCAGAGUCGAAGCCGGCACGAGCAGAAGGGACAGCGCUCGGAGAACCUGGAGACAGCGCGAGGGACUUGAUUGUAGGCCGCGACGCUUCGGGCGCCAGUCAGGUAUUGGUUACGGAGCCUCCAGAGGCUGGUGCACCCGUCCGUAGCGUGCGCAUGCAGCGAGAGCCAGCUAAACGAGGCGACCAAAUAACAGGAGAAGUUAGCGCAGAGCAUGGAAGCGGCAAGGAAGGCCGAGGGGCGUCCCAUUCGGUGAGUUCCUCGAUGGUCGGGGGAGAGCAGCGGGCGAACGCGGAGACAGCCUGGGAACGCCUCGAGACGCACGGCCCCAGCGACGAUAGGAAUGCUACACAGGCACCAAAGGGGGAGCGCACUAGGCAAAAGUCCUCUUUGUCAGAUGCGCUUGGUUCGCGGCUGCAGGAAGGACUUCCAGGGACACCUGACGAAGUCGAGCGGGCGGCGGAGACAUUUCAGGAACCUGUGGCCGCCGCAGCGUCUCCGUCCUUUCCUCCUACGAAGCCGCCAGAAAUCGCGCCAGCCUUUCCCUUUGUCGCAGAAGAAACUGUGAAGCCGGCGAAACUCGACGGUCGCUGUUCCACCAAUUUGUUGGUGCUUGCCAAGACAGCCGAAAGCGUGGAAAGAAGGUUGUCCAGCGAAGAUGUGUGGACGUGUCUGACGCGCCUAGCGUCUUCUCUUUCUGACCAGAUUCGGAAUCUCGUUUUUGCGUCUGCCUCCGAGCUGGAUGGCCGCUGGUCGGGCGCCUCGCCCUUUUUCCAGAGAGUCUACGGGAACGCCGGAACGCACUUCUCGUUGCUCCGCUCGCGGCUGAGUGAGUGGUGCUAUCAGAACGGCAAUGUGUUGGUCACGAUGGGCUCCGUUCUGUCGCUGACGGGGACGGUUAUGGCGGAUAUGCGUCUGCUUCGAGGCUUCAACCUUCUCGCCGGCAUUUGCUUUUUUUCGUACAACUACACCCGGAGGCCUUCUAUGACCGACGCUGCGGCUUGGAACGUUGUGUUCUUUUCCCUCAACUUCUUCAUGCUGUACCGCUACCUGACGGAGCACAACGAGGUCGGGUUCACGAAUGAUGAACUCGACGUCUUCGAGAAAUACUUCCUCCCAGCAGGCCUCUCGCCUCGCCGUUUCCGCACCCUGUUAUCGGUAGGCCAGUGGGAGACGCUGCCUGCAGGGACGGAGAUCGCGCGCCCUGGCGAGCCGGCAAAGAAGCUGCUGUUCAUUCUCAGAGGGAGAGUCGACGUGUACCAGCACGGAGACCUCCUGGAACACUACAAUGGGAGCGACGGCGCCCCUGUCGUAGGUCUCGAGGCGUUUCUCUCCUACGUGUCGGCGCUGAGGCGCCUGGCUGCCCUCGGGGAAGCGACGAAGAAAUCCAAGGCCUCGACGGGGGCGCCUGGAGCCAGUGGAAGUGAUCCGAGCCCUACGUCGUCUCCCGUGACCGUCGCCGGAAGCCCACAGGCGGUGGGCGUGGUGCAGACGCCUAGCGGAGACGGGGGUCAGGGGUCGGCCAGAGCGGAAGACACGGAACCUCCGACUGCGCUACGAGAAUAUUCAGCGACAGGCGGCCCUGCCGAGACGCCUGCAUACACAGCAGUGCUCAGUCGCGGAACCGGCGGCAAUGGAACUCCGGCAAGCCGAGAGGGCGCCGAAGGAGGAGCAGGAAUUGAAGCAGAGACAAGGCGGGAAGAAAAGGAGGGCGCUGACGAAGGCAACGCCGAAGGCCUUGGUUUACGAGGUACCCAGUCCAGUGUCUUGCCUCUGUCGUCUGAUCCCACAGGUUCCCUACCGACGCCCGACGAUCCCCAACAAGGGGAAAAAGGCUCUCGUGGGACAGGGGAGGGCGCGUUUACCAGAGACCUCGGCACAGGGCGAGGAGGAAGCGAUGCGCGCGUCCCGGAGGCUCUGGGGAGUGAGGCGCCAAGUGGCGCUGCAUGGGCUAUGCCGACUAGGGGGCUGAACGUGCCAGAGGGGCCCGGAGAGAAAGAGGAGGAAGAGGAAGAAGAAGGCCUGCUCUUGCCGCCUCUCCAGGAAAGGGAAGACCCUGCCUCGACAAAAACAGGUGCACCCGAGGCCGCGGAGGGUCCAGCCGCCCACACUAGGGCGUCCUAUUUCCACGAAGCCGCCGUGGUCUCGGAAGAAGAGGAGGACGAAGAGGAAGAAGAAGCGAUUUGGUCACGUUUUCUGCGCUCCGGCCGCCGCCGCAGCCCACGAGGCAUGCUCAGAGAGGAAGAGGCGAGGUCGACACAGGAAAAAGAAAUCGCAGAGUCCCUCGAGUCGGGGAGAGCGUCUGACAAACGAGCUGUGUGUGUCACAGACUGCGACGUCCUUGUCUUCGAUAUCGAAACUGCUGCUCGAUUUAUUCUCGACGACCCCGUCAAAGUCGGCUUCCCUGUCCUCCAAGGUCUCACUUCAGUCCUCGUCGAACGGGCAUAUGCACAAUCAUUGCGCCUGGCUGUCAACAACUACGACUCUGUCGUGGCAGGUGUUCUCGCAGAUGGCGCUGUGCAGACCGAAGAGCGGAGCUUCUUGCAGGAGUGGAGAGCGCGGCGAGGAAUCAGCGAGGCUCAGCACAUUGAGGCUUUGCGUCGCUGUGGCUGGUCCUUGGAAGAGUUUGAACGCGGGGAGAGACACCGGUCAGACGGAGGCUUCGCGGGCACCGUCGGACGCGCAUUGUACUCUGUGCUGACGCUGAGUUUUCUGAGGAAUGGUGGCAGAGCGGCAGACGGCAGCCCGAGUGGCGGCGGGGGAGAGAAGGAGGCACAAACGCCGGUGGGAAGUGACGGGGAGAAGAAAGAAGAGAAACUGGUUGAUGCAACCGGGGGGACGACUGCAUUGCUGGGCUCGCGUUUGGAGGCCUCUUGGACCGGCGCAGAGAAGAAAGGCGAAGGCGCACAGGGAGCGCACGGACUUGUUCAGCAGGACAACGAGGCAGACAAGAGAACGAGUUCGUCGGAUAGUGGCGAAAAGGGUUCUUUGCAUUCACGCCUACGUGCUGGGACCCAACCGGGGCCGGCGGCCUCGCCCAGCGAGGCUGACAGGGAGACUGGCGGAGCACCGGGAGACCGGAAGACAGCUGAAUGUUUUGAGGAAGGGAGUCCCACUCAUUCCCGGAAUUAUUUGUCAAGAAAGACGGAAACAACCCCUAUAGACCGUCGAGCUGUAGAUGGGUCUGGCGGCUACACGGCUUAA